AUGGCUUUCUCCAUGCCUUCGUUCCUCACACGAUUUCUCCGCCCCUUCUCCUCGACCCAACUGUCCCUCCAGCCAGAUGCCCUGUCAGCGAUGCAAUUCCCGCCAAGCUCCCAGCGGGCGAUCUUCGCGGGCGGUUGUUUCUGGGGCCUAGAAGAGCUUUACCGCCAUCACUGGGGCGGUGGCAAGGGCUUGCUCGACUGCCGCGUCGGAUACACCGGCGGCACCACGAAAGCGCCGACCUACGAGGACGUGUGCUCAGGCCGGACGGGCCACGCCGAAUCGCUGCUCGUCGUCUUCGACCCGGACGUGGUGACGUACCGGCAGUUGGUCGAGUUCUUCUUCCGCAUGCACGACCCGACCACGCUGAACAGACAAGGCGCCGACACGGGCACGCAGUACAGGUCUGCCGUCUUUGCCGAGAACGACGACCAGUUGAAGAUUGCCGAGGAGAUCAAGCAGAAGGUCGGCGAGCAGUGGUAUAAAGGCAAGACUAUCACGACGGAGAUCAAGCGAGCGACACAGUGGUACGACGCAGAGGGCUUGCAUCAGAACUACUUGUUGAAGAAUCCGUCCGGGUAUCAGUGCCCGGCUCACUUUGUGCGACCACACCCCGAGUUGAAGUGA
Messenger RNA from Cladophialophora carrionii CBS 160.54, 624 nucleotides. RefSeq names its product peptide-methionine (S)-S-oxide reductase. The coding region runs from base 1 to 624 and encodes 207 amino acids. Gene Ontology annotation, molecular function: peptide-methionine (S)-S-oxide reductase activity. NCBI's taxonomy places the organism in Eukaryota, Fungi, Ascomycota, Eurotiomycetes, Chaetothyriales, Herpotrichiellaceae. The transcript has a single exon. The record is from RefSeq and is a predicted model, not a curated record.